ACCAUUCAUGUUGCCGGGCAGAAAGUACGCCGGGUGUGCAAUCGUUGCUAGAAAAUGAGUGAAAUGCUGCAAAAUGGUUCGGCUAACGACGCGCUGACCGAGUGUUACGAUCCGGUUGCUAUUCUGCUGAGUAGCGUAAAUCACGAUACUGAAAAUCUCACCGAAGUAUUGCGACAAUGCGAGGUCAAGUACAACCAACUCAGUGGGCUGGUGGAGGAAGAUUUGCGACAGAUGGGCUUGACCAACAGUCAGGCAAUACAGGAAAUUUUGUCUGAAAUAUCCACCCUGUCCAAUCAGCAGAGGCUUUACGAUAGUGUGCUGCGGAACGAGUUCCAACCGCAAGAAUACACACAAACAGUUUGCAGUAACACUUUGAACCACAUGGAAGCGAUGAGUUGUAUGAUUCGGCUAAUACAGCUUAAAACAAAAGCAUCCUUUCCGCAUAAUAUGCUGUUAGAUGAUCGGUUUUAUGCAUCAGAGUUUUGCCUACAGCUGACCGAUAAGAUAAAGCAAAAGCUGGACGACAUUCAUUCCUGCCUUAACCAAACACCAAAGUCACGAUCAUUGAAACGGAAAAUAAGCCUACCGUUAGUGUUAAUAUCCGGUGCUGUAUUGCUAGCGCUUGUUUAUAAGAAAGCUAUAUCAAUUUUUUAAGAGCGGUUCUUUAUGUUACCUCUAUAGUGUCUUCAAUCAGGAUGGGCGCCAAGCGUUGUCGGCAUUUCUUGUUUUGAGAAUACAAUUAAAGCCAUAAAACUUGUUG
Messenger RNA from Anopheles funestus (African malaria mosquito), 760 nucleotides. RefSeq lists its product as uncharacterized. Lineage: Eukaryota; Metazoa; Arthropoda; Insecta; Diptera; Culicidae. Bases 55 to 654 code for a protein of 199 amino acids. The transcript has 3 exons. The record is from RefSeq and is a predicted model, not a curated record.